Messenger RNA from Xiphophorus couchianus (Monterrey platyfish), 12458 nucleotides. It is a transcript of the gene igf1ra, whose product is annotated as insulin-like growth factor 1a receptor. The coding region runs from base 1050 to 5300 and encodes 1416 amino acids. Gene Ontology annotation, biological process: protein autophosphorylation; positive regulation of phosphatidylinositol 3-kinase/protein kinase B signal transduction; multicellular organism development. The transcript has 21 exons. Gene Ontology annotation, cellular component: plasma membrane; insulin receptor complex; axon. NCBI's taxonomy places the organism in Eukaryota, Metazoa, Chordata, Actinopteri, Cyprinodontiformes, Poeciliidae. The record is from RefSeq and is a predicted model, not a curated record. Gene Ontology annotation, molecular function: insulin receptor activity; insulin receptor substrate binding; phosphatidylinositol 3-kinase binding.
CUCUUGUUUGGAGCAGCGAUUCCACGGAGGGGCUGAGACCCGCAACAGCCUGCGCUAACCGAGGGCGAGUCUGAACCAUUUCAUCCUCUGGAUUUUACGCGCAACCGGACUAUUUUUUUUCCUGCGUUUUUUUCCCACGUUUGUGUGAGGACAAGAGCAAAAAAAGAAGAAUCACUCGUAAAAGGCAACUGCGUGGCCACGCUCUCCCUCCCACCCCAGCCGAGGUCGUCUAGCUGGAGAUCCAUUCUCUUGCGUGGCACAAGUCUGGUAUUUUCUUUCAGCUGCAGACCCAGACUGACUGAGGGGAUCAGUCCAAGAGGAGCUAACGGGAGAAAUUUGGUUUUUAAACCGAGCAGGAACUGCUCUGCGGGGAUCUUACUAUACCCUGUUCUUGCUGGAUGGCAUAGGCAAAAACGGGUGGGGGGGGGGGUUCAUUCAUUUUUCAGCCCCUCUCAGCCACCACCCCUGUGGAUCUGUCCGUGUGUUUUUUUUCCACCCUCCUCUUCCAUCAUUCAGCCUUGUUCACGAGUGGAAUGCUGUGAACGAUUUAUUGGGCUGCUCGUGGAAUUAUAAAUAAUAAUAGUAAAAAGAAAUCUAGGCAGACUUGUGUUUUUAUUAUCCACGCUAGGCCUUAACACACUGGAGGCGCACUGCUGUUUUUAAGAGAUGGAGAAUGAAGAUGGGGAUUACCAUCAUUUAUCCAGGAAAAUCAUUGGCCCGUGUGCCACACCAGCCAAAGUGUACAGUGAUCGGCAAAAAUAGCAGACUGCAUUUUUGGGAUUUUUCUUUUCGAUCAAAAACGCCUCCCCUCUCCAAUCAAAUCGCAUUUAUUUAUAUUUUGAAGUAGAUCUACAUAAAAAAACAACAACAACACACGUUUGGUGGCUGCUAAAGGGUAGCCUUUCGGGCUACAGACAUUUAUUAUUCCUUUUUUUAUUUUUUUCAAUUCCUGUUUUUAUUUUAAUGUGCAGGAUCUCUUGCAAGGGGUGGACGUGUACGAACCAGUUAUUUUUAUUUUUAUUUUUUUUGCGUUUUUUGAAAGGAAAAUAAUGAACGAGGGAGCAGAAACAUCGAUGGGUAGCCUGACCUUGUUUUGGGGUUUGCUGCUGUUUUUUUCUUCUGUCUGCGUGCGAUCCACUCAUGGAGAGAUCUGUAGCCCGAGUAUUGACAUCCGGAAUUACAUAAGUGAAUUCCAGGCUCUUGAGAACUGCACAGUGUUGGAAGGUUUCCUACAAAUCGUUUUAAUCAAUGAAAAGACAAGCAACAUCAAUCAGGAGGUCUUCCGCACCCUCAGCUUCCCGAAGCUGACAGUCAUCACCGACUAUCUGCUGCUGUUCCGCGUUCCUGGCCUGGAUAGCCUCAGCACGCUCUUCCCCAACUUGAGCGUCAUUAGGGGCCGUAAUCUCUUAUAUGGAAAUGCUUUGGUGAUCUAUGAGAUGACCAACCUAAAGGACAUUGGCCUUUACAACCUGAUGAACAUCACCCGUGGGACAGUGCAGAUUGAAAAGAACCCAGAGCUCUGUUUCCUGGACUCAGUGGACUGGUCUCUGAUCAUGGACAGCAAUGUUAAUAAUGUUAUAACCGGGAACAAGAAGUCAAAGGAGUGUGAUGAUGUCUGCCCAGGCACAAUGGAGGACAACCCUACAUGUCAGAGGACAUUGGUCAAAGGCAACAAUGACCACCGCUGCUGGACAUCAAAGCAUUGUCAGAAAGUGUGUCCUCAGCAAUGCAAGUUGGCCUGUAUGGACAAUGGGGAGUGUUGCCACAGUCAAUGCUUGGGGGGCUGCUCCGAACCCAACAACGACAUGGCCUGCUCGGCGUGCAUCCACUACAAACACGAGGGUCGCUGCGUGCCGGACUGUCCUGGAGGCACCUUCAUGUUCGAGGGCUGGCGUUGCAUCACCAAGAGGGAGUGCUCUGAAGUGCACCUCUCCAAUGACAUUCCCUUUGUUAUCCACAACAGAGAAUGUAUGAAUGAGUGUCCCUCUGGCUUCACUCGCAGUGAAACUGAUCGCAUGCUGUGCACCGCUUGCAAUGGUCUGUGCGACAAGUUCUGUACGUCUUCUGUUAUUGAUUCUGUGGAUGCUGCUCAGUCCCUGAAGGAGUGCACCGUCAUCGAAGGCAAUCUGGUCAUCAACAUCCGCAACGGAAUUAAUAUAGCCUCGGAGCUGGAGACCUUCAUGGGACUGAUCCAGACAGUGAUGGGAUAUGUGAAAAUUCGACACUCUCACUCUCUCAGCUCGUUGUCCUUCCUCAAAAGCCUCCGAUACAUAAACGGAAAAGAACUUAUUGAAGACACAUAUUCGUUCUCCGCCGUCAACAACCAGAAUCUGCAGUCCUUGUGGAAUUGGACCCAGCACAACCUGACUAUUCAGACGGGGCGUAUCUUCUUCCGUGGAAACCCAAAGCUCUGCAAGUCUGAGAUUCACGCCAUGUGGGAAAAAACGGGCAUAGCUGUAGAGCCAGAAGAGGGUGAUUUCCGCUACAACGGUGAAAGAGCCAGCUGUGAAAGUCACACCUUGAAGUUCAAGUCUAACUUUACAACAAGCAACACGAUCACCCUGACGUGGGAACGCUACCAAGUCUCCGACCGUGGAGAUCUUUUAAGCUUCAUAGUCUACUACAAGGAGUCACCUUCCCAGAAUAUCACAGAGUUUGAUGGCCAGGAUGGCUGUGGCUCCAAUAGCUGGCACAUGGUGGACGUAGACCUUCCACAGGACAGAAAUACAGAUCCCAAAUUUACUCUUCAAUAUCUCAAGCCCUGGACCCAGUACGCCAUUUAUGUGAAAGCCACCACCUUGCAGAUGAAGGACGAACACAUCUCUGGGGCGAAGAGCGACAUCAUUUAUAUCCGCACGCGACCUUCAUUGCCGUCCGUGCCCAAAGAUGCCCAUGCAUAUGCCAACUCUUCAACCAAGUUGAUAGUGAAGUGGUCACCUCCAGUUUUUCCCAACGGCAAUCACAUUUACUACCUGGUGCGCUGGCAGCGGCAGCAUGAAGACCAGGAGCUCUACAAGUAUAAUUACUGCUCCAAAGGGCUGAAGUUACCAAUCCGGAGCCCAUCGUUAGAGCCCACAGAGGGGAAAGAUCACCUAACCCCCCCCAAAAUUACUCUGCCUGGAGAAAAAAUGGAACAGUGCUGUCCUUGCCAGAACACACCCGAAGAGAAGGACAAGGACAAGCAUGACCACUACUUUUUAAAAGCUUUUGAGAACUUCCUCCAUAAUGUCAUCUUUCUUCCAAGACCUCCAGAUCGUCGUCGCAGAGACCUUUUUGGUCUUGCUAACAACACUCAGUUUCACGACAGCAAUCGGGGCAAUACUACGCAUGGCUCAGGGGAUAACGGCACACAUGUCAUCCCUCCUGUCAUUGAGUAUCCCUUCCUUGAUGACAGAACAUCAGCAGAAUCUCUAGAAAUCUCUGACCUAAAGCCUUUCACCUUGUACCUUAUUGAAAUCCACGGCUGCAACGAGGACCUGGGCUACAACUGCAGCAUCGGAGCUUUUGUUUUUUCUAGGACUAAACCUGCCGCCAAAGCAGAUGACAUCCCUGGGAAGGUUGUCCAUGAACUCUGUGACAAGACUGAGGGGUGUGUGGUGCUGCACUGGUCAAAGCCCGUCAUGCCUAACGGACUUAUUCUGAUGUAUGAGAUUAAGUACCGUCUGGGGAAUGAGCCUGAGAAGCAUAAGUGUGUGUCGCAUCAGCAGUACCACAAAUACAACGGCGUUCGCUUGACGAUCCUGAGCUCCGGGAACUACUCUGCUCAAGUGAGGGCCACGUCUCUGGCAGGAAAUGGCUCGUGGACAGAGAGCAUUUUCUUCUACGUGCCUCCGCCUAAACGAGAUGAUUUUGCGACUCUCUACUUGGUCAUCAUCCUGCCCAUUAUAGCGACUCUCGUAAUCGCAAGCCUCACCACCAUUCUCCUCAUCAUCAACAAAAAGAGAAACAACAACAGACUUGGGAAUGGAGUCCUUUAUGCAUCUGUCAACCCAGAGUACAUCAGUGCGGCUGAAAUGUACACUCCAGAUGAGUGGGAGGUUGCCAGGGAAAAGAUCACCAUGCACAAGGAGCUGGGGCAGGGCUCCUUCGGCAUGGUGUACGAAGGCACAGCCAAAGGCGUCAUCAAGGAUGAACCUGAGACACGGGUGGCGAUCAAGACGGUGAACGAGUCAGCAAGCAUGAGGGAGCGGAUAGAGUUUCUGAACGAGGCGUCCGUGAUGAAAGAGUUCAACUGUCAUCAUGUGGUGCGGCUGCUGGGUGUGGUCUCUCAGGGACAACCAACCUUGGUUAUCAUGGAGUUGAUGACCCGUGGGGAUCUCAAGAGCCACCUCCGCUCUCUUCGUAAUGAAAACACCUCCUCUCAGGUCUUGCCCCCGCUGAAAAAGAUGAUCCAGAUGACAGGGGAGAUUGCAGAUGGCAUGGCUUACCUGAACGCCAACAAGUUUGUCCACAGAGACCUGGCUGCCAGGAACUGCAUGGUAGCGGAGGACUUCACGGUGAAGAUAGGAGAUUUUGGCAUGACCAGAGAUAUUUAUGAGACGGAUUACUAUCGAAAAGGAGGAAAGGGCCUGCUGCCAGUUCGCUGGAUGUCUCCAGAGUCACUGAAAGAUGGCGUCUUCACAACAAUGUCUGAUGUCUGGUCAUUUGGUGUCGUGCUGUGGGAGAUCGCCACCUUAGCUGAACAGCCUUACCAGGGCAUGUCCAAUGAACAAGUGCUGCGCUUUGUCAUGGAAGGGGGACUCCUGGACAAACCCGACAACUGCCCGGACAUGCUGUUUGAGCUGAUGAGGAUGUGCUGGCAGUACAACCCCAAGAUGCGUCCGUCCUUCCUGGAGAUCAUCAGCAGCAUCAAAGGGGAUCUGGAUCCCCACUUCCAGGAGGUGAGCUUCUUCUACAGUGAGGAGAACAAGCCGCCGGACAUGGAGGAGCUCGACAUGGAGGUGGAGAACAUGGAGAACAUUCCACUGGACCCUGUAUCUACCAGGCAACCAUCAGCUGCUGGCGUUCCCCCGUCUGGGUGUAUGGGAAGCAGGUCACCUCCUUCCUCGCAGCAGUUAUCCCCCUUGCAAGGCCCAAGUACUCCCUUACUAGGAUGUGUGUCCCAUUCGCCACCGGGGCCUCUGCCCUCGGCCAUGACGUCUUCGGGACAGGGCUCGGACAAGCACUCAGGACAUGCGUUGCCCAACGGGCCUGUGGUGGUCCUGCGGCCCAACUUUGAUGAGUUGGAGCCGUACGCACACAUGAACGGAGGCAGAAAGAACGAGCGGGCGUUACCGCUGCCCCAGUCGUCAGCCUGCUGAUAUCAGUCGAGCAUCUCCUCUUCCUCUCACACAGGGUAACUAAUACCUCUCAGUCUCUUCAGGAGAGUUGGGCGAGGUAAGAAAAUUACUUUGUUUCUACUGUGUGCCAGUAGAUGGGCUCUCCACUCCAUUUAAGGCGUGGAACGACCAGAGAACACAAACUCUGAGAACGGUAUAACAGCACAGAAACCUGCUGAGGCAUGUGGAGUUUGGUGGCUCAGACACAUUGGGGGACUCCUUCCUGUGUGGCCGACAUUGUUACAUACAAGCCCUUCAAGAAGGAAGGAUGUAUAUUGGCACACAGACUUCUACAUGAACUCAAGAAAAAAUCUUUUUAGCAUAUCUGCCAGCAAAACCAACAGAAGAGCACUUUUGCCCUGAGGAUUUCAGAGAGGAUGUGAUGAAUAUAUUGAGCGUCUAUUUAUAGAAUCCCAUCAUUCUCUCUACAUUAUGGUAAAGCUCCUCCUUUUUGUGAGCCAGCCGGGUUCAUGUUGUGUGGCAAAAUCUCCUUUAAAAAUAAGACUCUUAAAUAUUAUUAUUUUCUACGUGAUCCUGUCAGGUGUGGGUUAAAUUGGUAGGCCUGUUUUGUAUCUGCCAAACUUUUGCCAAAUCAAGCUUUUCCUUCAGUCUCCUAAGGGUGUCCUCUUUUUUGUUAAAAACUGUGAUUCAGAGUUAAUGACAAAUCAAAUCCUCCUGUGCAAUAAAGAAAAAAAAAUACUUGCCAUAUAACUUAGAAUGUUUUUACUAAAUUUAAAUGCAAUUGUUAACAGAUUAUGCUGGGCCAAAUAACACAUCAUAAGCAGAAGCCAGCCCAAACACAAUAUCAGGUACAAGACUUUACUUAAAGAAGUGACUGUCAGGUCAUAAGCAGCCACAAUAUUGUGAUUGGAGAUGGAGAAUGCAGACUUUGAAUUUGAUUGCACUAUUUUGUGCUAUUUAUGUUGAUAGCGAUAAAAGCUGAUAAUAAAUAAAUCAUUUUGGCUGUAAAUCUGUUACUACAUGCAGUCAGAUCCUCAAAAACAAACAUUGAAACUAAAACUACAAUACAGUAUUCAUUCCAAUCAAUCCUACUUUUAAAAAUAAUAACCACAAUGUAUGCAUCGAAAAAUAGUUCAUUAACUAUGAACUAUAGUCAAUAAAACUAAAGAUCAAUAAAAUUGAUCUUUAGUUCUGAACAACUAAACAACUGCUAUAUAAAAAUAUUUUAUCCCCCCAUAUUAAUUAAACAAAAAGUAGAUCAAGGUUUUAAACAUUCAUAUUCGAGGCAUAAAACAUAAGACACAGGACUGGGUGAUACAAUGUAAAAAUAUUUCAAUAUAUUUAUGAUUUAUAGCAUUACACAGCGAGACAUGUAAGUUCAUUCCUAAUCACUCUAAUUACAUUCAACCUCUGACUUCAGUGGCAAAACACAACUCAGAUUCAUCAGGUUAAUGAACGUUGCAGCUGUCCUCUCACAUAAUCCAGCAUUAGAAAUGACUUAACGAGUCUGGCUCCAAAGGUUAAGAUACUAUUUUUGUCUCAUUUUGAAAAGAUUAUAUUUGACUGGCAACUAUUUUUGCAAAAAACAUGUGAUAACUGAUAUUACAGGGAAAAUACAAAUCCGUUACCACUGACAGCUGACAAGAUUGCAAAACUUUUAACUACUAAACAAAAUAUCCAAAUAAACAACUGUUUGCACAGCAUGAGAGAGAAAACAUGGGACAUGCUUUGACACAUCAGCGAUUUAAACACAUGGGAAGUAAAUGGAAAAUCUCGGAAAAAAUCAUUACAAGUUACUCUGUAGGGUUUAAAAUUAACAAUACAGUACAAUCUGUCUAGAAACUGAUUAUGCAAUCAAUGUUUAGCAUAAUAUUUACACCUGCGACAGGCUAAGAGAUGGCAGAAUAAAAACUUUAAAAGCUGUUUCAUAAAGGCAUCAAAUUACUAACACUUUAUCGUUAGUACUGAGUAUUGAGAAAGGUCACAUAAAACUACUCUUUGUUUGCUGGCUGCCUAGUGUUGUAAGUGUUUUUUAUCUUUGUAGAUACUCUCAUCAAGACAAGGUGCCUUGACGGAUUUUUGCGCUGCAGCCCUCAACUAGUCUUUCCUCUUUUGCAAGAUUAUUAGCCAAAAUGUAGCUUUUAAUAAAACUUGAGCAGCUUUUGUGGCAAUGAGCUGAUGGCUCUCUCAUCCAGGAUGAUAAAAUGUCAGAGUUGUUUCAAGUGUAUCACUUCUCUAAAAGUUCAUGAUGCAGGACUGUUUUUAUUUGUAAACCUAUUUAUUUGUUAAUUUAGCAUCUGUCACUAAAAACUAAAUUGUUGGGCUGUUAUUUUUACCUUUGUUACAACUUGUAAACAGUCUGGAUGCUAAAGAGUUUUUUUUUUUAAUGGCUGGGGGAGAUCUGAGUAAGCGAUUUGAUCUGCAUUAGGGAAAAACAUAUUUAUCACCCAGUCCCAAGUCGAAUUACCAGAAACCACUUAAGCCUAAUCAAUUAAACAAUCAGUUCAAAAAGCAAUCCCAGAUGAGCCCCAAAAUUAUUAUGGCUGAAACUCAGUAACAAGACAGAAUUGCCCAGUUUGGCUGAAUUUUGGGAAAUUAAUAUAAACAGGAGAGAAAAAUGCUGAAAAUGCUGUGCUAGUAUUUGUAACAUGCCUCAUAUCAUGCAGCAUAGCUUGUGCUCUUUAACAAAGAGAAAGUACAGCUGUGACAUUACAUUGUUUCAAACUGAUGUAAAAAUGUGGUUUCUCACAGAAUGAACCAAAAAAUAUAACAUAUCAGCAUGAUACAGAUGCACUCAAAUCAUGUUAUAAAACAUUUGAAAAUCUGAUUAUAAUUUAUUAAUGACAUUCAACUACCAAUAGUACCUGCAGUUCUUGAAUCUAAUUCAAGAACUAAUAAAAAAUUUGUUCCACCUCCGGAAAAUCCCUUUUCACAUAUGUUUGGUCCAAAAAACAACAACUCUGAAUUACUAUCUCAGUCUAUUCUUUAGUUUGAAAUACAGUAUGUUUCAGUGCAAAUCAUUGGUCCUCUAGAGCUGGCAACCCAGCUUGUCACCCUGCUUUACUUUCUCAAAGUUUUGAGAUGAACAUUGUUCAGAUCCAGUGGUAUCAAAACCACAGCAACAAAUUGGAGGCAUCAAUUGAGAGGCUGUUGGAUCAGAUUUCGUAGCCUAGAGGCAAACGUUCAAGUCUCUAAAAAUGGUCAUUAUUGGUCUUUCUUGCAUUUCAAACACACAGGAAAGGUCUUACAGUUGCAUUUUAGACUGCAGGAUCAUUUUUAUACACAUCAUUGGGUUUUGUCACUUUUAAAAAAAAAUUAAAUACAACUUUUUUAUACUUUUAAAAAUGUUUGCCUCUAUGUCUGUACAGAACAAAGCUGCUAUUUUAUUCUUUUUCUCUUUUUGGAUGUUAUAUAUAUAAAUAUAUCUAUAUAUAGAGAACUCCUUCAGGUUUGCUAUUUUAUGAUCUCCACAGCAGUCCCUUUUUAUAUCUUUAAGCUCUGUUUAAAACAAAAAAUAAAAGAAAGUUACCCCUCAAGAUUUUGAGUAACACUAAAUUUCAUUCAUUGCCUUUUUUAAUGACUAUGUCUCUUGUUGUUUUGUCAAUAUAUAUAAUUAUUAGAGAUGAACAUGUUAGCUCGAUGUGUGAGCUUGUACUUCUACACCCUUUGUUUUGUUUUUUUCUAUUAUUAUUGUUUAGCACUGUGCCUAGUGUUGCCCCCUAGGUACGAUUUAAUCUCAGGUUAAAGUAAAGGCUUUGCUUUCCCCACACAUUCUCCUCUCCUUUACUUGCCUCACCUUUUGCCCCUUUCUAAGUCACCCCUCUCAUGUUUUCUAAAGUGAAACAGUUUCCUCUUCUCUUCCCUUUGCUGGUCUCUAACAGCAAACCUCCCCUCCCUGUGCCUCCUUUCAAAGUCAGGAUUAGCUCCGACAUACAAGACGGCACUUCAGACAAGAUCUGGUUUUGUAAACCCAUCCAUCUCAUGCCUAAUCUCCAGUAAAUAGGGCUAACUGGGUUCUCUUGUUUGCCUUAAAUAUGUCAACCAUAUACUCUAAGCAUUUAAAGUUUGCAAUUUUCAUUUUAUCCUCUCGAGCACAAAAUGACAUCACUCCUGCUAGUAUCAAAAUUUCAAGAUGAGAUUUCAAAAGCCACAUCUGAAAACCAAAUAAAGGAUGGGUUAAAGUCCAGGGAAGGGAACAAGUUUCAAUGUCACGAUUGAAAAUAAAAGGUCUUAAAAUGGCUGAAUAGUAAAAAGUGUGUUGAAGGAUUUCUAAUGUUGCCUGGUGAUUUUCUUUUUUUUUCUCCUCUUAAACUUAUUUUCCUUGUAGGAGUGUUUAUUUAUUUAUUGUUGUAUUUUCCUUCUGAAUACCAGUAAAAAUCACUGUAAAAAUGCCCCAUAAAUAAGUACAAACUUGGUUUAAUAUUUUUAUUAUUUUAUGUAUGCAUUGUCCUUGAUGUCAUGGCGAGUGUACUUGUUUUUUUUUUUCUUUUUUUUCUUCCAUUCAGGCAUAUAUCUACCUCACUCUUUUUAAAUAUGUGUAUAAGCAAAAACAAAUACAUCUCACUCUUAAAUUUUAGGAUAAACCUCACCUAGUUAAAUUUUUUUAAAAAUCCACAGGGAUCUAGAUAAAACCUCAUAUAAAGCAGACCGGGACAGAAGGUGGAAUGAGUUCGGCCUGUGAAUGCCCACACGACUGGUUUUACGAAAAAAUCAAGUUUCUAUCUCAAAUUUAGAAUAAAGACACCACAGAGCUGACAAAACUUCACUGUUUUUCAGCAGGAUCAUGAACAACCAUUGUGGAUCAGUAUGUGAUGAAACAGAGCCAAACAUUCCAUCUCCACUGAGUUCCGACCUAUUGUCACAACCUUCAACUCCUCAAAUCACAACCACCAGAAUCUCAUCAAAAAUGUAUUUAUAAAGAAAUCUUAAAAAGAUGACACAGGAAAUAUUAAGAAAGGGAAAUGGGUUAUUUACCUCCAAGAAUGAAAUAAAUAAAAAACACACCACAUAUGUAUGCGGUUCUACUUGCAGGUGAUAUGCCAUUUUAAAACCUUCACUUUAUUCCAAAACCGACAGCAUUUAAGUUCUGCCUGAAGUAUCAAUAAGUGUUGUGAAUGUAACAAGGACAGAUAUGUAGUUUUCACGCAAAGCAUCUAAGAAAAAGGAAAAUCUCACCUUGUACCUGUUUCUACCUUCUGUAAGCAUAAAAAAACACUUUUCGAUUAUAAGUGGCAGAGAGCUAAAAAGCCACUAUUUAGUUUUAUCAUUUCUGUAAACUCCAUGUGGUUCUUUGUCAUGUAUCGAUUAGAAAUGUUGUGUCCAUGUGAUUUUCUUAGUUUUGAUCUUUCAGACAUUACAAUGGAUAUAAAACGUUUACACACCGCUGGUAAAAUGCCAGAUUUCUGACAUGUUCAAGAGUUGGACCAAGAUAAACCAUUUCAGAGUUUUAACCCUCUCUAAUGUGACCCACUCAAAACACUGUUGUAAUGUAAAUGUGUCCCCAUUAAACUAUGUUGUAUGGGACCAUUCAAUCUAAGCUUCAAGGCAUGACUCUACCACCAUUUUGCAUCACUGAGUGUAUGAGUUUUUUUUUAUUUAUUUAUUUAUUUAUUUUUUGCUAAGGUGCCUUGUUUGUUCUAAACACCUUUUUAAAAACAUAGCCCCCCAAAAAUUAAACACUGGUUUUGUUGAACUGCAACACAUUUUCAUGUCAUGGGUUAGGGAAAUGUCAAAUGUGUUUUUGCAAAAUUGGAUUGGAUUCCAGUUUGUCAUUCUACUCCUUAGCCUAGACACAUAAAGAACACAGGAGACCAUCAUCUCACAUGCUACACAGUCAGUACUUGCCAGACUUCCUGACCAGUUUUCUUCUCGUCUUUCCACUAACUUCGGAUGUUGUCCAGUGUCUGGUAAUGUCAUUGUUGCGCCCCAAUUUCUCAACCUGAUGUUGACUCUUUGAACUGUGCUCCAUGGAAUAUCUAAAACCUUGGAAACUCUUUUGUGCUCUUCUCUCAAAGAUUUUUGGUUUGUUCUUCAAGUUUGUAGUACAUUAAAGGAGGAAAACGUUCUGACAUGGUUUAUCAUGAUUUCACUUUUUACAUAUAAGCAGGCAUGUUAACAGGGGUUGUGUUUCCACUGUAUCUAUACACACCACUUUUAGUGCUGCCGGUUUAGUCACCACAGUGGAUCUUACAGCAUCACCAAAAAUGUUAUCUGUACAAGGAAGCGAAGCAGCUCCAACACCUCAAAACCUCUUUCAAAGCCUCAGCUGCACGUUUUACUCAUGGCCAUUGGCAUAUUGACGGACUUGGAGGAAAGUGGGCUUUUUCUUUUCCUUUUUUUCAAAUUAGAAGUUACCCACAAGGUAACUUUUAAUGUAAAAGUUUGGUGCUCAGUCCUCUUAAUCAUGCAACUGAACAAUCUAUUCAUGUUUUUUAAAGAGCCAAGUUGCUGCUGAAUUUCUUUACAGAAACCACCACUGACAAGCAAAAAAGUUCAAGACGUUAACAUAUCUGUGUGUUUAUGUUUGUCCAGAAAUCGUUAAAUAUUUUUGUUUUUCAGUUCUUAGGAGUCACUGAUAUGCUAAGGGAGGAGCUACCAGUUACUAUUAGAUCCCAAACCUGUCAAAUCUGCAACAUUUCCAACAUGGACAGAGCCAGGAAAGGGAUGUUGCAUAAAUUACGGGUAGUUCAGGUAACAAGUGAACAACGUAGUUAGAAAAAAAUAAUUUAAAGUUUCGCAAGUCGUUCUUUAAUUUACUGUAGACUGUAACCAUAAUCAUACUCAUAUCCUUUCAAUUUUUUUCAUUAAAAAACGUCAGGUUUAUGGAGAAGGCAUCACAGCAGUCUCCUGCAAUAAUUAGGUUUGAGGUGUAUCGAUUCACUCAUGUCUGUUUUUGUUUUAUUUCAUCUGCAUUCCUAAAACCUUCGGAGGGGCCUUGGUCUUCUACUGCUACUACACUUAUUAAAUUCUGUGUUCAUAACUUGACAGGGGAAGAAUAAUCAAACUGUUUUCUCUAGUCUCUGUCUUCUUUUCAAGCUCUGUAUCUGAGGCCUCAAAGUUGUUUUUUCACACGUAUAGCUGAGAUGGUGUAUUUUUGACAAGCCGUCUCAAAAAUGUGUAUAAGAGAAUUUCUUGUAUUUUACUUUUUUCUGAAAUUUUGAAUAAAUAAGUAAAUGAGAA